AUGGCUUCCCCAUCCGUAUCUGCAAUCCUGGAUAGUAUCGCCACUUCUCGGGCGGCAUUCGACAAGAACGAACCAGGCUCAAGAGAAAGUCUCAUUGAUCAAAGUCGCGCGCUGAUUGCAGCAUUGGAGAUCCCAAGCGAGUUCGUCCAGCGCACCUUCUGGGCCGAGCCAGCUCAAAGCGCCAUUCUCCGCCUCGCCGUCGACGUCAAGCUUUUCCAACACCUCAAGGACGCGGGCGAUGCGGGCCUCACCCCAGUGGCCUUUUCCCAAAAGACCGGAGUCGACAAUGCUCUCCUGCAAAGACUAGCAAGACAUUUGGUGUCAAUGAACCUUUUGUCCUUCCACCAUGGAGCGUUCCAUGCCACAGCGCUGAGCAAUGGUCUUGCAGCGGAGAAUUAUCAACACAGCAUGCGCUUCUGCUACGAUGCAGCGAGGCCCUCAUUUAAUGGUUUCCCGGAAUAUUUCAAGAAUUCCGAGUAUAAGUCCCCAACUCUGGGUGGAACGGACGGCCCGUUCCAGGAGGCCCACAAGACUAGUCUUCCCUUCUUUGAAUGGCUUGUCGCAACACCACCGCACCUUCAACAUUUCAAUUCCUUUAUGACCGCAUACCGCGCGGGAAAGCCGGAUUGGCAUGCAUUCUACCCCGUUGCCGAGCGAUUGAUCACGGGCUUCGAUACUUCCAUCAGUGAUGUGGUGCUUGUCGACGUCGGUGGCGGCAGAGGCCAUGAUGUGGCUACCUUUGCUGCGCAGUAUAGCCCCGUUCCGGGCAGGAUUGUUCUCCAGGAUCGAGAGCCUGUUAUCGCAGCGGUUGUAGCUAAUGGCGUGCCGGAAUCCUUUGAAGUUCAGACACACGACUUCUUUACCCCACAGCCUAUUAAGGGUGCACGCUCUUACUUGCUUCACUCUAUUCUCCACGACUGGAGCGAUGAGGAUGGCAUUAGAAUCCUGGAGAAUCUCGUGCCAGCUCUCGAGAAGGGUUAUUCACGAGUCCUGUUUAACGAGAUUGUGAUUAAUGAAGAGAAUCCCACACUUGCAGGGACCAGCAUGGAUAUGAUGAUGUUGGCGCAUUUCGCCGUGAGGGAGAGAACAGAGGCUGAUUGGAAGAGUCUUUUGGCUAAAGCCGGGCUGGCAGUGGUCAAGAUCCACAACUAUCCAGGCGUUGCCGAGAGUGUGAUCGAGGCGGAACUGGCUUGA
Penicillium paradoxum is the source of this 1194-nucleotide messenger RNA. RefSeq lists its product as uncharacterized. Gene Ontology annotation, molecular function: O-methyltransferase activity. Lineage: Eukaryota; Fungi; Ascomycota; Eurotiomycetes; Eurotiales; Aspergillaceae. Bases 1 to 1194 code for a protein of 397 amino acids. The record is from RefSeq and is a predicted model, not a curated record. The transcript is spliced from 2 exons.